Messenger RNA from Arabis nemorensis, 2937 nucleotides. The record is from the annotation of a GenBank genome assembly. NCBI's taxonomy places the organism in Eukaryota, Viridiplantae, Streptophyta, Magnoliopsida, Brassicales, Brassicaceae.
AUGAAGACGACGCAACUGUUCAAAGGGGCAAAUGUGUUCAUGUCUCGGAAUUUGGUUCCUCCUGAAGUAUUCGACACACUUCUCGAUGCUUUAAAGCUUAACGGUGCCGAAAUCUUCCUCUGCUGCGAUCCUUCCCGGAACGGUCCCUGGGAUUUUCACGUCAUCGCUUCUUCCGGUCAUGAGAAAUUCAAGUAUCUUAAAGCUAAGGGUUGUAACUUGAUAGGUCCGCAAUGUGUGCUCUCUUGUGCAAAAGAAGGUAGACAGCUACCUCAAGGGGGAUUCACUUGUUGCCUAGCUAUGGAUGGUCUGAAAGUUCUUGCUUCUGGUUUUCGGAUGGAGGAGAAGGUCAAGAUCGAAGAGUUGGUUGUUUCCAUGGGGGGAGUUUUGCUUGCCAGAUCUUCUUCAGAUGUUAACUUCAUCAUUGUGAAGAAUGUCUUGGCUAGCAAGUACAAGUGGGCCCUGAAUAUACAGAAGCCAAUUGUUACACUGCAUUGGUUACAUCAGUGUUGGAAUGAGCACCGUGUGGUUCCCCAGGAACCAUACAAGAUUCCUCCUUUUUCUGGAUUGACAAUCUGUGUCACAAAAGUUCCAAUAGAUGAGCGUAAGGGAAUGCAGACGCAAAUUUCAGAAUAUGGAGGGAAGUACUCUGCUGAGCUAACAAAGAGGUUCCUUGACAUUGCGUACGCUGCUGAAGGCGACAAAUACAAAGUUGCUCGGAAGUGGGGUCAUAUUCAAAUUGUUACACGUAAAUGGUUUGAGCAGUCCAUUGCUAGAAAAGUUUGUCUCAAUGAAGAGUCAUAUCCUAUUCUUGGUUCCAUACCCCUGAAUAGAGGGGUGAGACAUUUGGGGAACCAUAAUGGUGAAGAAAAGUUUCCUGAAUGUCCAAUAUCACUGUCGCUUUCGGCUGCGGCUGCAACGGAUUCAUAUACUUCUUUUGCUCAGUCUAGGGACUCUGACAUAGAAGCUUCUGCUUCACAAAAUGUUUCUUCCAGAUCUAUGAAUCCCAGUACCGAUGUUAAAGAACCAAGUGAAGCCCCAACUACAAAGCUGAGAGAGCAAAAUAUUGAUGGUUCUACUGCCAGGGAUUCAGAAUCCGAAGACAAUGACCUGUACUUAUCAGAUUGUAGAAUUUUCCUGCUAGGUUUUGAAGCUUCUGAAAUGCGUAGACUUGUUAAGUUGGUCCGUAGAGGUGGUGGAUCUCGGUAUAUGAUGCUUAACGAAAGAAUGACACAUAUUGUUGUUGGAACUCCUUCAGAGAGUGAGAAAAGGGAAGUUAGGAGUGUUGCAGCUUCUGGUGUCAUUCAAGUAGUCACUCCCACUUGGCUUGAAGAUUGUGAUCGCGAGAAAAAAGAACUUCCCAUUCAUAAAAUAUAUACUGCUUACAACUUAAUUCUUCCAAGAGAUUUUGCAUGCUUGACGAAGGGAUCGCUUGCAGGGAUGGAAAAGGGUAAACAGACUCUUCCUCAGACCAUAGGAAAUGAUUCCUCUUCUAGAAGCAUCAAUUUCUCAAAUGGGGCAGCAACUUUGCUGGGAAAGAGUGAAGAAGCAAUACUGGAAUUUGACAGGAAAGAUGAGGUUCAUGCGGAAGGGAAAAUAGUAUCACCCAAGCAAAAAGAAACACUUAGUUCUCUUGUAACUAGUAAAAGCAAAGAACAACAAAAAAUUCAAUUUGAAUUCAGUGAUCAGAACAAGCAAGAAAGAAAGUCAUCGGUAUUUGAGGGGAAGACAUUUUGUUUCUCGCAUUCUUUUCCCAAAGAUAGGCGACCUGAAAUCGUGGAAUGGGUGAAUCAAGGAGGGGGAGAGGUGGUAAAUUAUCCUGUUAUAAACAAAGCAGAUUUUAAUAUUGAAUGCCAUGGUGUAUUACGGAGUGCUGGGACUAGACAAACUAUUCAUGUCUCGAGUCACUGGGUUCGAUCUUGUUUAGAGGAUGGUUGUUUACUUGAUGUUAGUAGCCAUAUGCUCUACUCACCUCUUCCCUGCCAGACUCCUUUGCCUGGAUUCCAAAGCCUUCGCUUCUGUAGUUCCCAAUAUGAAGAGAAGGAUCGAAUACUCCUGAGAAAUUUGUGUUUUGUUCUUGGAGCAAAAUUUGUGGAAAAACUGACCAAGAAAGUGACUCAUUUGCUAUGCAACUUUGCCAACGGACCCAAGUAUGAGAGAGCUUCCCAGUGGGGAAUAGUUUCUGUGACUUCUGACUGGGUUUAUGAAUGUGUUAAACAGAAUCAAGUGGUUUCUUCAGACAAUUUCCAUCCAAAGGAAUUGACCACUCAAGACCGAGAAGCAGGGUUUGGCUUGACAAGUCAAUUUCAUACACAGUCUGUGCCAAUGGCCUCAAGGGGGAAUGGGUCUCUGCUUGUAAGCCACUCUGAAGACGGGGAAAGAACUCAAAGUUUUGCUGAAAAAAAUGGCCUCGGUAAAGGUGAAGUAAACAACGAUCUUGGAGAAAUUGAAAGGCAACAAAGUUUUCCGUCUAAGAAGGCAAAGCUUUUGAGAGAUGGUCAAGAAAGUGGUUUGUUUCCUGUGGGAGAACAUCCUAGCAAUUGUGCUCGCCCUUUGAAGUCCAGAGAUGGCAUUGUGUCUGGAAAUGAUGUAGCAAGUGGUCGUGAAGUUCCAGAUGUGGCUGAUACUAUCGAGAAUCUGUUGGUGGAGACAUUUAAAAUUCAAGAUCAGAACUCUCCUGAGAGGAGGACUUCAGAAAAAACAUUUUUAUCACCUAGUGAACAAUACAACAGCGUCAACUCUGUCACUGGCCUCUCGACACACCGGUUUAACAGGACCCUGAAGAAUGACGACGUGUUCAAUCCUCCAGGAGAUACUACAGGCACUUAUGGAAACUUUAGUGAGACGCAGACAGAAUCGCAGGUUGUUGGUUACGAGGAAGAUCUUUCAGGAAGGCAGAUGCUUAUAGACAGAGUUAGAACACGAAGCAGCUUUACAUAA